AGAGCAUAUCGAUUGUGGUGGGAGAGUGCCGUGUUCUUUGUGAAGUGUGUGCCUCUCACAGUCAAAGAGACUCAAAACCACUCAGCCACUCUCUGCCUUUAAAAACAGUCGCAGAUCCCAUUCCAUUCCAUUCCUAUCUACCCUCCUAUCUACCUAUCCAACCCAUCGUCCCAAGGAGAAAACAAUGGCUUUCCAGAAGAUCAAGGUGGCCAACCCCAUCGUGGAGAUGGACGGAGAUGAAAUGACUCGAAUUUUCUGGAAAUCCAUAAAGGAUAAGCUUAUUUUACCCUUUUUGGAAUUGGACAUCAAGUACUUUGACCUUGGUCUUCCUCAUCGCGAUGACACUGAUGAUAAAGUUACUGUUGAAAGUGCAGAGGCUACUCUUAAGUACAAUGUAGCAAUCAAAUGUGCAACUAUCACUCCAGAUGAAGGUCGUGUUAAGGAGUUUAACUUGAAGAGUAUGUGGAGGAGUCCCAAUGGCACUAUUAGGAAUAUUUUGAAUGGUACUGUUUUCAGAGAACCAAUUCUUUGCAAAAAUAUCCCUCGCCUUAUCCCAGGCUGGACAAAGCCAAUAUGCAUUGGAAGACAUGCUUUCGGUGAUCAGUAUCGAGCAACUGAUGCUGUCAUUAAAGGACCUGGGAAACUGAAAUUGGUGUUUGUGCCAGAAGGAAAGGAUGAGAAAACAGAACUAGAGGUGUACAACUUCACAGGUGAGGGGGGAGUAGCAUUGGCCAUGUACAACACCGAUGAGUCCAUCCGUGCUUUUGCAGAGGCUUCCAUGACCACUGCUUAUGAGAAAAAGUGGCCUCUUUAUCUUAGCACAAAGAACACUAUUCUUAAGAAGUAUGAUGGAAGAUUCAAGGACAUAUUUCAAGAAGUUUAUGAAGCCAAGUGGAAGUCACAGUAUGAGGCUGCUGGCAUAUGGUACGAGCACCGUCUCAUUGAUGAUAUGGUGGCUUAUGCACUUAAAAGUGAUGGUGGGUAUGUUUGGGCAUGCAAGAAUUAUGAUGGAGAUGUGCAGAGUGAUUUCUUAGCUCAAGGGUUUGGCUCUCUUGGAUUGAUGACAUCAGUACUGGUGUGCCCAGAUGGAAAGACUAUAGAAGCAGAAGCUGCCCACGGUACAGUUACUCGGCAUUACAGGGUUCACCAGAAAGGAGGUGAAACCAGUACAAACAGCAUAGCUUCUAUCUUUGCUUGGACAAGAGGGCUUGCACACAGGGCAAAGUUGGAUGACAAUGCGAAGCUUUUGGAUUUCACUCAGAAACUGGAAGAAGCUUGCAUUGGAACUGUGGAAUCUGGGAAAAUGACCAAGGAUCUUGCACUCAUUAUUCAUGGACCUAAGCUUGCUAGGAACCACUAUUUGAAUACAGAAGAGUUCAUUGAUGCUGUGGCAGAGGAACUCAGAGCAAGGCUUUCUUGAAAGAAUAGUUGUACGGCUAGACAACUGUGGACUUGUCCUUUUGUACUCUCGAAAGAAAUAAUGGAAGGCGGAAUCUUUUCCCUCUGGUGGUUAGAGAUGUUGACUCUAUCUGUUUUUAGUGUAUUAGUUUCUUGUGCACAAUUUGAUUGCUCGACUCUUACUGAUUUGAAUGUUCUUUCUUCAUCAGUUUGCUUCCGUAAGCAAGUUUGACCUUUUUCAUCGCUAAGCCAAUUAUCGUGAUUUCCAGCAAGAAAUCAAGUUUUAGAAGCUCUGUUUGUGAAAAUGACAUUUGAAAAUCACACCUCUGUGGUUUGUAGCCCAAGUGUGUAAUUGUUCUGAUAUUUUCUUGGCUAUUUCAAGAACAGACUUAUGGUCUGAAGUUCAUUUGAAAUUUAGAACCAUGCAAUACAUUUCUGAUAUUUUUCAUUAGUCA
Molecule: messenger RNA, 1853 nt
Organism: Prunus avium (sweet cherry)
Lineage: Eukaryota; Viridiplantae; Streptophyta; Magnoliopsida; Rosales; Rosaceae
Gene: CICDH
Product: cytosolic NADP+-dependent isocitrate dehydrogenase
Biological process (GO): isocitrate metabolic process; NADP+ metabolic process
Cellular component (GO): mitochondrion
Molecular function (GO): NAD binding; isocitrate dehydrogenase (NADP+) activity; magnesium ion binding
Source: RefSeq, a predicted model, not a curated record